This is a messenger RNA of Teleopsis dalmanni, 1266 nucleotides long. Its product is annotated as stathmin-like. NCBI's taxonomy places the organism in Eukaryota, Metazoa, Arthropoda, Insecta, Diptera, Diopsidae. The transcript has a single exon. The record is from RefSeq and is a predicted model, not a curated record. The coding region runs from base 25 to 663 and encodes 212 amino acids. Gene Ontology annotation, cellular component: neuron projection; cytoplasm. Gene Ontology annotation, biological process: neuron projection development; regulation of microtubule polymerization or depolymerization; microtubule depolymerization. Gene Ontology annotation, molecular function: tubulin binding.
CAAACAAAUUUUCAAACUACAAUCAUGGUUCAAACUGCUGAUAAAGUUGUCGCUGUAGAUGAUGAAUCUGAUGAAGCCACUGAGAUUCACUGCCAGAAGAAAUCUCACGGCGGUUUAAGUUAUGAAGUGAUUUUAGCUGAACCAGCACCAUAUGUUACUCUACCAAAGCGUCCACUUUCACCUAGUAAAAAUGUCUCAGCUAAACAGAUUGAGCAAAAAUUGAUGGCUGCCGAAGAGAGGCGUAUUUUAUUGGACCAAAAGAAAAUAGCAGCUUUAAACAAUAAGUUUGCUAAGAUUGAAGAGGCAAAACGUAAAAAGGAUGAAAUCGCCAAUGAAUUCAUCAAUCAAAUGAAGGAACAAUUGGAAUCUAAAAUGGAAUAUUAUGUGGAGAAGCGUGAAGCUAUUUUUAGUGACCUAAAGAAAAAAUUGAAUAUUGAUUCACAAGAAAUUGAAAAAUUGGAGCAGCAAAAGAUUUCUGAAAAGGUGUCAAUCGAAGGGAAAUUGAAAAGCGCUCUGUCACUGAAUGAUGAUUAUAUUGAUAAGAUGUUGGAACGCCUUAAGGAUCUUAACGCAAACAAAGUUGCAGAAAUCAAAAAUCAAAUCGAUCAAUUGGAAUCACAGAAAAUUGAACAUUAUAAUAUAAAAUUAAAAGAGGUGCAAUAGAAGAAACGAAGAUACAAACUGAAACCGAACACCAGUUCCGUAAGAUUAACGACUAUUUAAAGGAAAACUCCAAAAAUUUUUAUACUUAUCAGCUCAAAAGUAGCAAGGGAAUAGCAGUAGUUGUUAAAGGCAUCGAACCGAAUGCUGAUACUGAAGAAAUAAAAAUUGCUGUUGAAAAUGCUGGCUUUGAGGUAAAAUCAGUUUUUAACAUAAAAAACAAAGAUAAAAUUCCUCAACCUUUAUAUAAAAUUGAAUUAGAACCAGAUACUAAAAAAUUAAAAAAUAACGAGAUUCAUCCAAUUUACCACUUGCGUUUCUUGCUAAACCGUAAGAUAACAGUGGAGGAGCCUCAUAAACGCAAAACUCCAGUGCAAUGUCUAAACUGUCAGGAAUUUGGGCAUACUAAAAGUUAUUGUACUCUGCGCAAAGUUUGUGUGGCCUGCGGUGGUGCUCACCACUCAACUCAAUGCAGUACAGAUAAAAACAACAUUAAUUCCAGAAAAUGUAACAACUGUGGUGGUAAUCAUACUGCAAACUACCGUGGCUGUCCAAUUUAUAUCGAAAUUAAGAAUAAAGCUAUCCCACGCUCCGAAAAGGUACCAA